GCCAAGAAUAUCGCCAUGCCGCCAAGUGGAAAAGCCGUCAAGAAAGCUGGCAAAGCCAGGCCGGUCGGAGACAAGAAGAAGGGAAGGAGGAGAAAGAGGAGGGAGACCUUCGGCGUCUACAUCUACAAAGUGCUGAAGCAGGUGCACCCCGACACCGGCGUCUCCAGCAAGGCCAUGGGCAUCAUGAACUCAUUUGUCAACGACAUCUUCGAGCGCAUCGCCGCCGAGGCUUCCCGUCUGGCUCACUACAACAAGCGCUCCACCAUCAGUAGCCGCGAGAUUCAGACCGCCGUCAGACUCCUGCUGCCGGGCGAGCUGGCCAAGCACGCCGUCAGCGAGGGCACCAAGGCCGUCACCAAGUACACCAGCUCCAAGUAGAUCGAUCGCCGCUGCUCGACAUAACCCCGGCCUUUUUCAAGGCCACCCACAUCCCCACAAAAGAGCUGUCUCAAUCACACAACACACUAUGACUAUUCUGAGGUCAACUGGACUGCAGCCGGUUCACCCUGGAACGCAGUUGCGUAAUGCCGCGUAUUUAUACCCAAAAACAGGGAAAACUUCAUAAUCCAAAUCCUACAGUCUAAACUCCCUCAUAUUAUCAUACCACACAGUGAAGUUUACUCCUGGACACCUCUCACAUAACACGAUCUAGUUAUGCUUGAAGAAUUUUGUCUGCACUACUUUGUAUAACACGUCACAGACUCCGGGGGUCGCCCAUUUAUACUGUGUCCUUCGACCGUAAUAGCUAAGCCAACAUUAUGGUGCAGUCUUCGAUCAAACUGCUAGAAGCCGCUUUCGAUCGGUGCACUCAGACGUAAACCAAGGCGGCCGUAUUCAGUCCUAUCGUGGAGUUGUCUUCGGGGCUUCACGCUAGGUGCUCUUCACCACCACGCAAAGCUCAGAGGCUAGGUUUGCGUUGAAAUGUAGGUCAUGAAAUAUAUAUACCUUUGAAAUGAAAUGUAGAAUGUUUGGGGAAAAGCGGUCAAUUUAGGGCUCCAGGAUACAUUGUACUCGAAAAUCCUCCAGGAUACAUUGUACUCGAAAAUCACAUGAGUAGAUCAUAAUAAGAAAUACAAUAUGUUAAUUUUGUUUUGGUUGUUCCAAUUUAAUGUACGUCAUCAAUUGUACUGUGGAACUUAUGAUCAAUCAAUCAAUCAAUCAAGCCGCAGGCAUCAGAGUAGAUGCAUAGCGGCUGUAGCCAUGUCCCUCCAGGAUGUUCUGUUUUCCGCCAGCACUCUCCAGUCUGUUCUGCUGACCCCCAAACUGUCCAGCACGUUGAGAACCUGGUCCUCCCAUCUGC
Molecule: messenger RNA, 1300 nt
Organism: Branchiostoma belcheri (Belcher's lancelet)
Lineage: Eukaryota; Metazoa; Chordata; Leptocardii; Amphioxiformes; Branchiostomatidae
Product: histone H2B-like
Exons: 1
Coding region: 16-378 (120 amino acids)
Biological process (GO): nucleosome assembly
Cellular component (GO): nucleosome
Molecular function (GO): DNA binding; structural constituent of chromatin; protein heterodimerization activity
Source: RefSeq, a predicted model, not a curated record